AUGUUGGAGGCUUUAAUGUUGCUAUUGUUCAACAAGGUGGGUUGCACACAUGAACCCUACUUCAUGCUUGAUAGAAGUACUGAAGACAGCACCACGCGGUAUCUUAUCUAUUGUUCUUCUUCUUUCAAACAAGUACAAAAAAUGGGUUUCCGUUUACCUACUAUCCGACGGGCAUCAUUCACAGUAAGACAAGCAACUUCAAAAUCUGAAGACAUACCAAAGGGGUUUUUUGCCGUGUAUGUUGGAGAGAAGCCAAAGCGGUUUGUGAUUCCCAUCUCAUACUUGAACCAACCUUUAUUCCAAGACUUGCUGAGUCAAGCUAAAGAAGAGUUUGGAUAUGAUCAUCCCAUGGGCGGUCUCACAAUUCCUUGCAGUGAAGAUGUGUUCCAACAUACAAUUUCUUGCCUCAAGGGACAAUAA
Messenger RNA from Sphenostylis stenocarpa, 420 nucleotides. The record is from the annotation of a GenBank genome assembly. Lineage: Eukaryota; Viridiplantae; Streptophyta; Magnoliopsida; Fabales; Fabaceae.